AUGGACGCUUUUAUACGGGGGAUGCCGAAGGCUGAACUGCAUGUGCAUGUAGAAGGGACGCUGGAGCCGGAGUUGAGGGUGCGGCUGGCGGAGCGCAAUGGCGUUGAACUGCCUUAUCGGACUGCAGAUGAGCUUGCGGCUUCAUACGCUUAUCAGGACCUGUCCUCGUUUCUCGCGCUUUACUUUUCGGGCAUGGAUGUGCUGCGGACGGAGCAGGACUUCUUCGAGCUUACAUACGCCUACUUGCAGCGGGUUCACGCGCAGAAUGUGGUCUAUACGGAGAUGCACUUCGAUCCGCAGGCGCAUACGAGCAGGGGGAUUGCGUUCGAUACCGUCAUCAGCGGCAUUCGGCGGGCGCAGGAGAUGGCGCAGGAUGAGCUUGGCAUUCGCUCGCAGCUGAUACUGGGGAUACUGCGGGAUAUGAGCGCGGAGUCGGCUAUGGAGGCGCUGGAGCAGUCGCUGGCGUAUCGAGACUGGAUCGUGGGCGUGGGGCUGGACUCGGAUGAGAAGGGCAACCCGCCGGUGAAGUUCCGCGAAGUGUUUGAGCGGGCGCGGGCGGAGGGCUACAAGCUCACGAUGCACUGCGACCAUCUUCAGGAGAACUCGGUGGAGCAUAUACGGCAGUGUCUCGAUGUGAUUGGCGUGGACAGGAUCGACCACGGUUACCAUGUGCUGGACGACGAAGGGCUGAUCGACGAUGUGCGGCGCCGGCAUAUGUGCCUGACAUUCUGCACGACUUCGAAUCCGAGCGAUCCCGCGCCGCGACGUGCUGCGGAGUUAAAGCGGGCGCUGGAACUGGGGCUGAAUGUUACGGUGAACACGGACGACCCGGCGUAUAUGCGGAGCUACUACCUGAGCGAGGUGCUGCUAAAUACGCAGCAGGCUGUGGGACUGUCGAGGGAGCAGGUUGCGGAAUUGGCGCGGAACGCAUUUCGGAGCGCGUGGAUUGGGGAGGGGAGAGGGAGGCGUACGUUGAUGACUUGUAUAUGUCAUAUUAAAGCGUUAUUUCCUAUUUGUUCGACCACCCUCAGGGUAAGAAACUUAGCCUUUCAAGGAUUGCCUAUGAGUUGA
This is a messenger RNA of Geodia barretti, 1071 nucleotides long. NCBI's taxonomy places the organism in Eukaryota, Metazoa, Porifera, Demospongiae, Tetractinellida, Geodiidae. The record is from the annotation of a GenBank genome assembly.